AUGAUUGCAAGAGGUUUGCUAUGGGCCUUGCUGCUGCAAGACAACGCCCCAGUUCACACCGCUCAAGCAACUGUAGACCCUUGUUCGCACCUGCGCUACGAAAUUCUACCACAUCCGCCAGACUUGGCACCGGGCGAUUUCUUUCGUUUUAGACAAUUAAAAGAAUCUGUGCGUUUUGCCAGUGAUGAUCAUGUGAUUGCUGCAGUGAAAAACGUUUUAGAGAGCGAGACGCAUAACUUUUAUAUCAAUGGCAUAAGACAAGUCAUUCAUCGACACACACAAUACAUCGAUGAGAAAAAUGUGUAA
This is a messenger RNA of Gryllus bimaculatus (two-spotted cricket), 306 nucleotides long. NCBI's taxonomy places the organism in Eukaryota, Metazoa, Arthropoda, Insecta, Orthoptera, Gryllidae. The record is from the annotation of a GenBank genome assembly.